AUGAAGCUUUACUUUGAGGCCGAGAAGUUCUUGAAGCCGAACGAGCGUGCUGGAAGUCUCCAAUCGCGAAUCUUCAAUGAUUCGAAAUUGAGUAACUCUCCUAAGCACAUAUUUGCUCUUGUGCAUUCUACUUUGAAAUACAAGGAAUAUAUCGAGAUGAUUAUCAAGAAGUCAAAAAUAAAGCAAGGCCUUCAGAUGAAGAAAUUGAAAAUCAGUGACGAGCUUUUGCUUCUUUUAGUGCAUGAUUUAGUCUUUUCAGCCAAAGGAAGAAUCCAACUGGGAAAACAUCCGAUUAAAGAUGCCUUCCUACAACAUCAGACCAGACUUCAGGCAGAGUUCACCAAGAUGAAAUUAAAGUACAGGGUCAAAUCUGCCAGUGAGUUUCCGACAAAAGAAGCAGAUGAAGACGAAACACCUAUUAGAUGGUUCCGUAUUAAUACCAUCAAAGUUGCAUCGCCAGAGAAGGUGUUUGAAACUAAUGAACUACUCAAGAACCUACAACCAGUAAACUCUAUAGACGACAUUAAAGACACAGGAUUUAUUUAUCAUGAUGAGUACAUACCGAACUUGUACGGUAUUCAUCCGCGUGAGAAGUUGACCUCCACCCAAGCUUAUAUCAAAGGAGAAGUCAUUAUUCAGGAUCGAGCAUCUUGUUUUCCAGGGUAUAUACUUAACCAGGACAGUGGAGAUAUUCAUACUGAAGUUAUUGAUGCCUGUGCAGCACCAGGUAACAAGACUACGCAUUCAGCGUCUUUUCUUCCUGAAGAUCGUUCUUCUGUAGUAUAUGCCUUUGAGAGAGAUUCUAAGAGAGUCAAAAUCUUGAAAACGAUGUGUGAAAAAGCAACAGGCAAGUCUAAAAAGGAGCUUAUCCAGAUUACACAUGCUGAUUUCACCACGACUAGGCCCGAUGAUUUCCCUAAUGUAACUGGUUUCGUGGUAGAUCCAUCUUGUAGUGGUUCUGGUAUCUUUGGACGAGCCUUGGAAGACUCACAGAAAGAGGAAGAAAAACAGCAAGAGAUAGACACUACAAGAUUGAACAAGCUCGCUGGGUUCCAGUUCAAAAUUGUGAAACAUGCUCUUCUAUUCCCCAGUGCCCGAAAGCUAGUUUACUCUACAUGUUCUAUACAUCCACACGAAAAUGAAAGAGUGGUCGUAGAUCUCUUGACCGAUCCAGAAAUAAAGAGCAGAGGAUGGCAUUUAGAAGACAGACUGAAGGUGAUUCCCAAUUGGGAAAGAAGAGGCUGGAAAGAAGAGUUUACUUCGAUAGCUGGCGGCGACAACGAGAUGUGCGAGAAGCUUGCGGGAGGUUGUGUGCGUUCUAUUCCGAAAGAGGAUGGAGGUAUCGGGUUUUUCGCAGCCUGUUUUGUUAGAGAUAAUGAGAAGACGCAACUUGAAGAUAAUGGAGGCUCGGAAGUAAGAAACGGUUGUUGCAAGCCUAUAACUGAUGCUUCGGAUAAGGCACAAGAGACAAGCGAAGAAGUAGCCGAGACCCUGAAUACAGACACACAAGCAGAAUGGACAGGAUUCAAUGACUAAUUCAAGGGCGUUUGAGUGAAGGGAAACUAAUAUCUACUAAUAUCUAAUAUAUCAUCUUUUCAGUUGCGAAAUAUUACUCACAACGCAGAAGUAACAAAAGCGCAUCAAAUUUCCAGACGUAAAGAACAAAAGAAAAGAAAUCUGCAAGUCGAGUCAUACAUACAUACAAUAUUGCCUUAUAUAAUACCAAGAAAUUACGGAAAUCCACUAC
This is a messenger RNA of Scheffersomyces stipitis CBS 6054, 1747 nucleotides long. Its product is annotated as rRNA (cytosine-C5-)-methyltransferase. The record is from RefSeq and is a predicted model, not a curated record. Gene Ontology annotation, molecular function: methyltransferase activity. Gene Ontology annotation, biological process: rRNA base methylation. Gene Ontology annotation, cellular component: nucleolus. Lineage: Eukaryota; Fungi; Ascomycota; Pichiomycetes; Serinales; Debaryomycetaceae. The transcript has a single exon. Bases 1 to 1536 code for a protein of 511 amino acids.